GAGAGAGAGAGGAGGAGGAACAGAGGGAAAGGUAUCAUCAGCAGCAACAGCAGUGCAGCACAAAGGCGAGCGCAACGGGGGAAGGUGAAGAGAGUGAAUGAGUGAGAGAGAGAGAGAGAGAGAGAGAGAGAGAGAGAGAGAGAAAGAAGAAGAAGAGGUUUGAGGAGGAUUGAGUCCUUUGCCGCAGACAUGACCACAGGCUCAUCAUUCAACCGGACGUAACCUUGACGAUCCUCGUCUGCUGCUGCUGCACACUGGAGCACAGCAGAGUGUGCGAUGUGUGUGUGAGGGUGCGCUCAGGCGUUGCUAUGAGAGUCGCAUCAUCUUUUACAGCGUGUACAUGUGUGCUCCGUUAACGUUCGGCUCAACUAAUGGAAAAAGGAACCGUCAAGUGCGUGAGUGUGUGUGAGAAAGCGUGAGUGUGAAUCGAGUGCCAUACAAAAGGUCAAAUAGGUGUAGAAUAGGUCUAUCAGUACGGUUGUAAGAAGGCGGGAUAAAAUGCAAGAGCAAGUAAAGCAUUCUUAACCUAAAGAGAAAGCGAGAGAGAGAGACAAUAUAGUGAAGAGACGGACAGUGUGUGUGAGACAGUGAGAGAUGCGGUAUGGUUGAAGUCUCUGUGCCUCAGCAUCAUCAGAUUUUCUGCUGCAGAUGCUACAGUAGCUCAUCUCUGCACUAGAGCGCUACCCUGACACACACACACACACGCGCAGAAACGAACAGACGCACACAGCUGCAGCUUUGGGGAGGAACCAAAGGAUCCGCUCAAAGGUCAAUAGAGGGACGCUGGAAGAGCGGCCGAGGGCAGAGGUCGGGACACCUCCAGCUGAAGGUCAGAGGCGGCACAAGAGCCAUAAGAAAGGCAUCAUGGGCGAGUGGACUAUAUUGGAGAGGUUGCUGGAGGCUGCGGUGCAGCAGCACUCUACUAUGAUCGGCAGGAUCCUGCUGACAGUGGUGGUGAUAUUUCGGAUCCUCAUUGUAGGAAUAGUGGGAGAGAAGGUGUAUGAAGAUGAACAGAUAAUGUUUAUCUGUAACACGUUGCAGCCGGGUUGCAACCAGGCCUGCUACGAUAAAGCCUUCCCCAUCUCCCAUAUCCGUUACUGGGUUUUCCAGAUCAUCUUGGUGUGCACCCCAAGCCUCUGUUUUAUCACUUACUCUGUGCACCAGUCUGCCAAGUACAAAGAUCGCACCUAUACCUAUCUGCACGGCCCUUACAUCGAUCACGGACACGGACACGGACACGGGCCGAGCCGCAAGCUCCGAAACAUCAAUGGCAUCCUAGUGCACCCGGAAAGCAAAGAUGAGCAUGAAUGUAUGGAUUUGAAAGAUAUUCCCAAUAUUCCACAGGGGGUCACGUACUCCAAAACUAACAAGAUGCGUCAACAGGAGGGCAUUUCCCGUUUCUACGUCAUACAGGUGGUGUUCCGUAACGUUUUGGAAAUUGGAUUUCUUGCUGGUCAGUACUUCUUGUACGGAUUCAAUGUUCCCGCCAUGUUCGAGUGCGACCGUUACCCCUGCGUGAAGGAGGUAGAAUGCUACGUUUCACGUCCCACAGAGAAGACAGUUUUCCUCGUGUUCAUGUUUGCGGUUAGCGGGAUCUGCGUGGUGCUAAAUUUGGCCGAGCUUAACCACCUGGGUUGGCGGAAGAUUAAGGCAGCGAUCCGUGGGGUCCAGGCUCGGAGAAAGUCCAUUUGCGAGAUCCGGAAAAAGGAUGUGUCCCACCUAUCCUCUGUGCCCAACUUGGGCCGCACCCAAUCUAGUGAAUCUGCCUAUGUCUGACGGCGAAUAGGGGAGGGGCUUAGACGAGGUUGGGAGUGGCUGAUGAGGCGACGGCCACGCCCUGUGCUGCACACUUGACACUUGAUUUUAUGCAUAGUUAAGACAGGGCAAGCGAGGGGAAGGGUGUAAAAAAAGAAAAUGAGUGAGGGAGGGUUUUAGUUGAAUGUUAAAUUCAUUAAAUAAUAUUCAGAUUUGGCAUUUGAAACUUUGUGGAGAGUAAAAUUAAACUCUUUCAAACUUUAAUUAUGACCACUGUGGAACAGGAGGGGGGCUUACACUCUGUACAAAAACACAUUUACACUGAAGACAGAUAUAUAUGGAUAUCCAAGAGCCCCCAAAACAUCUUACAAGUCUUCCAACAGAAAGGAGACAUUUAAGAAAUUAAACUGCUUGUUGUCUAAA
Molecule: messenger RNA, 2178 nt
Organism: Triplophysa rosa
Lineage: Eukaryota; Metazoa; Chordata; Actinopteri; Cypriniformes; Nemacheilidae
Gene: gjd1a
Product: gap junction protein delta 1a
Exons: 2
Coding region: 865-1776 (303 amino acids)
Biological process (GO): cell communication
Cellular component (GO): connexin complex
Source: RefSeq, a predicted model, not a curated record